Messenger RNA from Chionomys nivalis (European snow vole), 684 nucleotides. Its product is annotated as protein CTLA-2-beta-like. The transcript is spliced from 5 exons. Bases 135 to 455 code for a protein of 106 amino acids. The record is from RefSeq and is a predicted model, not a curated record. Lineage: Eukaryota; Metazoa; Chordata; Mammalia; Rodentia; Cricetidae.
UCUUUUAUAAAUAGCUCUUAGGAGGCCCUGCGUACCACAGUCCGGGUGUCCACGUUUUUAACAGAAGCUGCAACACUACAGAGACAAGCAAGGCUGACCAUUUGGUAUUGGACAAGUCCUUGUUCACCUGAUCAAUGCUGUCUUCCUGCUUGAGAAUGGCCUCAGCUGCUCAUUCACGUGAUCCCAGUUUGGAUGCUGAAUGGGAGGAAUGGAAGAAGAAAUUUGAGAAAACCUACAGCCCGGAUGAAGAAGGACACCGAAGAGCACUGUGGGAAGAAAAUAAGAAAAUUAUCGAGAAACACAAUGCAGAGUAUGAACAGGGCAAGACCAGCUACACUAUGGGCCUGAACCAAUUUAGUGACAUGACGAACGAGGAAUUCAGGACAAGUUGCUGUGGAAGGCCAAAGUUUACACAAGAUUUGUCUAAAUCUGAGACAGUAGAAGAGAACAACUAAGUGACAUCUGUGGCAGAUUAGGAGCCUGCUGCCCAAGAUGAUGCUGAGAAGAACGGACCGUGCAAAGGAGGAGCAGGAGGGGUUCUCUCCAUCACAUUGUCCAGCAUGUGCCCCGCAGAAGAAAAUGCUGACUUCAUUUAAUAGCAACAUUGUGAUAAGAAUGGCCAGGCAUAGUCAUGCUAAUAAAAUGUUUUUUACAACAAUAUCUUAAAAUUAAAGCUUGACUUUA